This is a messenger RNA of Bipolaris maydis ATCC 48331, 1914 nucleotides long. Its product is annotated as glycoside hydrolase. Gene Ontology annotation, molecular function: sucrose alpha-glucosidase activity. Gene Ontology annotation, cellular component: cytoplasm. The record is from RefSeq and is a predicted model, not a curated record. Lineage: Eukaryota; Fungi; Ascomycota; Dothideomycetes; Pleosporales; Pleosporaceae. Gene Ontology annotation, biological process: sucrose catabolic process.
AUGAAAUUCACAUCGUCACACGAUUUGGUGGUCGUGUUGUCGUUUGUGACGGAAGCAACAAGUCGGAUUCUGGUCCGUCAAUCUACGACUAUCGACUACAAUGCCGCUCCACCAAAUCUCUCUACGCUAGCCAAUAACUCGCUUUUCGACACUUGGAGGCCCAAGGCACAUGUUCUACCGGCGUUUGGCCAGAUUGGAGAUCCGUGCAUGCAUUAUACAGACCCUGCAACUGGGCUUUUCCAUGUGGGAUAUCUGCAUCUGGGGGCAUCAGGCGCGACGACGAACGAUCUGGUUACAUACAAGGACUUGAAUCCCAAUUCCGCACCGUUCAUCCGGGCAGGCGGGAUAAAUGAUCCCGUUGCAGUCUUUGACGGCAGUGUGAUUGAAAAAGGUGUAAACGGCACGCCCACGCUCCUCUACACAAGCGUCAGCUACCUUCCCAUCCAAUGGACAAUCCGCUACACAAAGGGAAGCGAAACACAAUCACUAGCCUACGCCACGGACGGCGGCAAAAACUUUACAAAAGCCAAGUUCGGCCCAGUUAUCCCGAGUCCUCCCUUCGCCGUCAACGUAACGGGAUUCAGAGACCCAUUUGUAUUCCAAAGCCCGCAGUUCGAUUCUCUUCUCAGCAAGAAAAAAGAUACGUGGUACACCCUCAUCUCGGGCGGCGUCCACGGUGUCGGCCCCAGCCUCUUCCUCUACGCCCAAUACGACGACUCAGACGCCGCCUUGUUCCAAACCUGGGAGUACAUAGGCGAAUACUGGCACGAAGCCGCAAACACCACCUGGACCGAAUCCAACUGGGCCGGCCGCUGGGGCUUCAACUUUGAAGUCGCAAACAUUUUUUCCUUGGACGAACAUGGCGCCAAUCCCUCAACCGGUGAGACCUUCUUAACCGUAGGCGCAGAAUGGAGCUACGCACCCAUUGUGCCCCAAGUCUCCGACGAAAGAGAUAUGCUCUGGGUCGCCGGCACCCAGUCCCUCGUCGACGGCAAAUUAGUCUUUGAACCGACAAUGGCAGGAAGACUAGAUGCAGGCCGCUCCGCCUACGCGGCAGCCGGCAAGCUUCUCUCGGCAGACUCGCAGCCCAGCUGGGCGAGCGGCGCCCCCGAUCGCGCAAUCACAUAUCUCUGGCUCACAGGCGACCUCUACGGCACCUCUGCCUUCCCCACGGCCCAGCAAAACUGGACAGGCUCCUUGCUUCUCCCCCGCGAACUAUCCUGCUGCUACAUCGACGUCCUCGACACGCCGCUCGCCCGCGAAACCGGCGCGUGGAGGGUCGAGCGCGAGACGGGAGACGGGACGCUACGUCUUGCGACGUUGUGCCAGAAGAUUGCUCGCGAAGUCACAACUGCGUUCAAGACAGAGGCUACAAACGUAAUCACGUUGCCUGCGGAUGAACUGUCUACCGGCGAGCAAUCCAAAUUGGCCCAGACACCAAAGGAGAAUCACUACAUGCUUACUGCUUCUCUGACUUUCCCCGCGCGUACUCAGGGUUUGAAGGCCGGACUUACGAUUCUCUCCGGCGCGCAUGAGACGACACGUGUGGUGUACGAUAUCGGCUCUGAGCGGCUCAGUGUGGAACGUGGGAGGUCGUCGGCGGCGGCGAAUACGACGCAGGGCAUACCUGCGUACGAUGAGGAGGGUUUAUUUCGGCUGUUCGAUUUACCCACCCACGCCAAUGCUUCGCGGAUUGAGACACUGAAUCUGACGAUUGUGGUGGAUGGUGGGGUGGUGGAGGUGCAUGCGAAUGAUCGGUUUGCGCUGAGUACGUGGGUGAGGCCGUGGUAUGCGGAUAGUAAGAGUGUUGGGGUUUUCGCCGAGGGAGAGGGACAAGAAAAGGUCAGCGUGAGCGAGGUGAAGGUUUAUGAGGGGUUGGUGGAUGCAUGGCCCAAGAGAAAUAAGAGGAUUUAG